ACUGCAUGCUCACCGAGUUGUGCUUUUUGCAGAGAAACAGCGCCCCCUAGAUGAAAACAUUCCGGAUGUCAGCAGUACUCGAAGCAGUGUCAUCUCACUCUUGUUUUUAAUAUUUGCUGCUUCCUCCUACAACACAUUUUAUGACCUGACGAAACCAAAAGAUGGUUAAUGAAACGCUGAUGUUUUAGUUUUUUUUUUUUCGUUUCUUGUCUUUUCUACAAAGCGGCGUUGGAGCAGCGAGCAUGUGAUGAGCCGAAGCUGCACACCUCCGUUACUCGGAAAACCUUUGAGAUGUCUGCGGAAACUUUUGUCUUUACGAUGAUACAGCUCUUGAUACAGAGAGGUUUUUGCCACGGAACUGUUUUCACUUUUGGCUUGUGAUAAUGGAUGAAGUCUGAGUGACACAAUGUCUUUGGGGGAGUGCAUCGAGCUUCGUGACCUUGGGCCUGAACAACAGCAGAUUCGACUGACCGGCACACAUUCGCCAUGUUCGCCUCCACGGCUGGAAAGAACAAACGCCGUGAGAAUCAGUCCGGGGAAGGUUCCGGACCUGCUAAGUCGGAUGGGCAUCAUCAGAGUCCUGAGCAGCUCUCAGGACCCACAGCUUGUGGAGGAGAAGGGAGAAGGACACAACUUCCAGCCCUGCAGCAAUGCACAGCCCAGCUGGUGCGACCUGUGUGGAGACUUCAUCUGGGGUCUCUACAAGCAGAGCCUGCGGUGUGUCAAUUGUAGGUUCACCUGCCAUUAUCGCUGUCGGGCCCUAAUCCGGCUGAACUGCAGUUGGGACCGAGGCUCAGUGACCGAUCACACAUGUGUUGUGGAACACACAAUAGAAACAGACACAAAUGUGGAUGAACAAACUGUACUGAAUAAACAGGAGUUGACGACUGCAGAUAUUCAGCAGAAGGUGAAGGAAUAUAAUGCUCAAAUCAACAGCAAUCUGUUCAUGAACAUAAACAAAGAUGGUUCCUACACUGGCUUUAUAAAAGUGCAGUUCAAGCUGGUGCGCCCCGUGUCCGUCCCACCACCAAAGAAAGGGAGCGUAAGACGUGACACGGGAGGGAGGAAGGCUGGUGGUGUAAAGCGCCGCACCUCUUUCUACCUGCCCAAAGAUGCAUCCAAGCAUCUGCACAUCAGCUCACGCACUUCUGCACGAGAGGUCAUUGAGGCAUUGCUGAAGAAGUUCACUGUGGUCGACAAUCCCGGGAAAUUUGCUCUGUUUGAGCGCAGCGAACGCCACGAUCAAGUUUAUCUACGUAAGCUGCCGGAUGAUGACCGUCCUCUCCAUCUGCGCCUGUGUGCUGGACCCAGUGAGAAAGUCCUCAGUUUUGUGCUGAAAGAGAAUGAAACUGGAGAGGUCAAUUGGCACGCCUUUUCCACGCCAGAGUUAAAUAACUUCCUGCGCAUCCUGCAGCGUGAAGAAGAUGAGCAUAUCAAGCAGAUAGUGCAGCGCUACGCUCUGGCCCGCACCAAGAUGCAGGAGGCAUUGGCCGGCUCCACCCCAGGCUGAGAGAACUCUUGGUUUGGGGUUAAACAUGCACCUCUUGACUGGAUCAUAACCUCAAGAUGACUGCAUCCAAAAAAAAAACCCCCAGAGAACACGAAUCAAAACGCCUCUUGGGUGUACGCGAGAGUGGAAGGGCGCAAGACAAUGAGGAGAACGCUGGCUGCGAAUGUGCGUGUGACAUGAUGCGAGAGUUGAGAAGUGCCUUACACCUGGAGAGUCUGAUGUGCCUGAGAGAAUGAGUUGAAGACUGGCAGAUUAGACACGGUUUUUGUCCAGUAAUGUCUUUAAUUGCUGGACACAGUCUAGAUAUCCAAUACACCUCAGCUGUGUUACUUUAACUUGACAGAGAAUAUUAGUGAAGAUGAGAAAAAAAAAAAAAAAUCUCAUCGGGAUAAGUCAUCAUCAUUAAAAUGAAGUGUGUAUCUUUUCUGCUUUAUUUUUCUACCUGAUGUGCAGAAAGGAAAGUUAAAAACACAUUUGUUGCUGAAAGGUAUUUGGGUUGUUUGACUCAGUCUGCCAUGUACUCUACACUACUAAUGGGUGCAGGUUUUAUUUUUUUUUAUUAUUAUUUUUAAUGAGUAUGACUGACGUGUGGACAUUUGUAUGAUUUUAUGACUCAGAAAGUGGUGUCACUCUGACUGAAAUCUUUCAUUUUAUAUGACUGCAACCUGUUUUUCAUUCCUUAUGUUUGUUCAGUAGCUGUUUGUCUCUUAUAAAAUGUCACUUUUUUCUUUGUUCACUCUUUUCAGUCUAUGCAUAAAAAUGGAACAUGUUGACAAACUUGAAGUGUUAAAAUGUGCACUGCCUUUAUUAAAACCGUCCUUUGUGUUUCAUC
Molecule: messenger RNA, 2342 nt
Organism: Thalassophryne amazonica
Lineage: Eukaryota; Metazoa; Chordata; Actinopteri; Batrachoidiformes; Batrachoididae
Product: ras association domain-containing protein 1-like
Exons: 7
Coding region: 407-1510 (367 amino acids)
Biological process (GO): Ras protein signal transduction
Cellular component (GO): nucleus; microtubule cytoskeleton
Source: RefSeq, a predicted model, not a curated record